AUGCUGAGGCUAAGUGAUAUGCCACAUGUGCUACAAGAGUUAUCUGAUGAAGAAACCAACCUCAGAAACUCAGAUAUAGACAGCGACAGUGAUCUUAGUGAUGGAAAUAUUGAAAACGAGUUUUUUACUGAUGAAAGUGAACUUGAAGGACAAGAAAGUAACGACGAAUUUAUGAUUACUGAUCAAGACUUCAUACUUGGAAAGGAUCUCGAAACUAUUUGGUGUACAACAGAAGUGAAAGGUGCAUAUAAAACUCCUCAAAAAAAUAUUGUGAAAAUAUUACCUGGACCAAAACCGAAAGCCCGCGAAGUAAAAAAUGAAGUUGAUGCUUUUCUACAAUUUUUCGAUAGAGAUAUGUUGGAAUUGAUUGUGAAAUUUACAAACAUGUACAUAGAUAAUAUUUCGCAUGAUUAUAAUAGGGAAAGAGACUGUCGACGAACUAAUUACACAGAAUUGUUGGCUUUGCUUGGUAUUUUGUAUCUUAUUGGGCUACGGAAAGAAAAUCAUGCAAAUGUUCAAGAGAUUUGGACCAGUGAUGGAACAGGUGUUAUGGUUGUGAGAGCAGCAAUGAGCUACAAACGUUUUCUGUUUUUGUUGCGGUGUAUGAGAUUUGACAAUCCAGCCACAAGGAGUGAUCGGUGUCGUAUUGAUAAGCUAGCUGCAAUCAGAACAAUUCUUGAUCCCUUUGUAAAGAAUUGUAUAGAUAGCUACAAUACAAGUGAACUAGUCACCAUAGAUGAAAUGCUUCAUCCAUUUAGAGGACGAUGCUCAUUCGUGCAAUGUAUACCAUCCAAGCCAGCAAAAUAUGGCAUCAAAAUGUUUGCUUUGUGUGAUGCCAGAACAUUUUUUUGUAAUAACUUGGAGGUUUACUGUGGUAAGCAGCCACCUGGUCCUUACGAAGUAUCUAAUAAACCAGAAGAUAUAGUAAAGAGAUUGGUUGUCCCCAUUGAAAAAUCCAACAAGAAUUUGACCACCGACAAUUGGUACACAAGUAUUCCUCUUGUUGAAGACAUGUUGGCAAAGGACAUCACAAUGAUUGGAACUUUGAAAAAGAACAAUGCUGCUAUACCCCCGUCGUUUUUGCCUAACAAGAAUCGAGUAGUGGGCACAACAGAGUUCGGGUUCAGUGAUAACAAAACUUUAGUUUCCUUUGUACCAAAGGUGAAUAAAGCAGUAAUCCUUGUUUCGUCCAUGCAUGACUCGAAAUCAAUUGAUCCAGACACUGGUAAACCGGAUAUUAUUCUGGAUUAUAAUAUGACGAAAGGUGGAGUAGACACGUGUGAAAAAAUGUGUGCUGCUUAUUCAGUGUCUCUUGUUACAAGGCGUUGGCCUCAAGCCAUUUUCUAUGUAUUGUUGAAUAUUGCCAGUAUAAAUAGCAGAGUUCUACUCUCAUUUAUCAAACCACAAGAGGCCCCAAGAAGAAGAAUAUUCCAGAAAAAUCUUGCUAUGGGCUUAUUGAAUGAGCAUCUGGCAACGAGAGCUCAAAUAAGAUCCUUGCCGAAAGAUAUAUCAGUUUACUUGGAGCAGUACAAGAGACCUGAGGAGCAAUGUAUGUACUUCAAGCUAUGUACUACUCCCAAUGAACCCCCUACCAAAAAAAGAGGAAACUGCGUGCUGUGUGGUAGACAAAAAAACUCAUCAGCUUCCAUGAAGUGUGACAAGUGCUCUUCUUUCAUGUGCAAGGAACAUUCGAAAAAGACAAUCAUUUGUUUGAGGUGUUGUGAAGAAGAAACUACCAAUUAG
Nilaparvata lugens (brown planthopper) is the source of this 1743-nucleotide messenger RNA. RefSeq lists its product as uncharacterized. The transcript has a single exon. Bases 1 to 1743 code for a protein of 580 amino acids. The record is from RefSeq and is a predicted model, not a curated record. Lineage: Eukaryota; Metazoa; Arthropoda; Insecta; Hemiptera; Delphacidae.